UUAAAUGGAUUAACCAAAAAUUAUUGUAGCAGUCAGGAAACGUCCCUUAUCUAAGAAAGAAAGUAAAGAAGGUUAGAAGGAUAUUGUUGAAGUUUAGGGUAAUACAGUUGUUGUUCGAGAACCAAGGUAUUGUUAAAAUGAUUAUAAUAGAGUCAAAGUAGAUUUAACAAAAUUCAUUGAAGAAUUCAAUUUCAAUUUCGAUGCUGCUUUUGAUUAAUAAUAUACAAAUGAAGAUUUAUAUUAAUAACUAGUAAAACCAAUGGUAUAAGCAGCAUUAAAUGGAACAAAGAUUACUUGUUUUGCAUAUGGAUAAACUGGAUCUGGUAAAACAUAUACAAUGUUGGGUGAUUAGAAUGUGGUAGGAAUAUAUACAUUAGCUGCAUAUGAUUUAUUUUAAUUGAUAUCAAAUUCUUUAGUGAUGAGUGUUUCAUUUUAUGAAAUUUAUUGUUCUAAAUUAUUUGAUUUAUUGAAUGAUCGUGUUCAAUUAGUUGCUAGAGAAGAUGCAAAAGGUUAAGUUAAUAUAGCAGGUUUAUCAGAAACAAAAGUACAUAGUGUAUAGGAAUUCUAAAAAACAGUAGAAAUGGGAAUAAAGAGUAGAGUAACUGGAUAGAAUAGUGUAAAUCAAGAUUCUUCUAGAUCUCAUGCAAUUUUAUAAAUAAAUUUAAGAUAGUAGAAUAAAAUGAUAGGAAAAUUAUCAUUUAUAGAUUUAGCAGGUAGUGAAAGAGGUGCUGAUGUUGUUGAAUAUCAUAAAUAAACUAGAAUAGAUGGUGCUGAAAUAAAUAAAUCUUUAUUAGCUUUAAAAGAGUGUAUUAGAGCACUUGAUCUUAAUAAAAAUCACACACCUUUCAGAGGAUCCAAAUUGACUUAAGUUCUUAAGGAUUCAUUUACUGGAAAUUGUAGAACUCUCAUGAUUGGUACUAUUUCACCUUGUCAUAAAGAUGCUGAACAUAGUCUUAAUACUCUAAGAUAUGCAGAUAGAGUAAUUUUGAUAAUUCAACUAUUAAUUAGGUUAAGGAAUUGAAGGCUCCUUAAGCUUCAAAUAGUGUGGAUCAAUUAACAAGAGAGUUAAUGCUGCCAAGAUAAUAUAUUAUGAAUAAUUAUCUAUUUGAAAGUCCUUAAGCUGUUAAAUCUGUUUCACCUCCUAAAUUAUUUGAUCAUGAUAAUGCAGACUUAUAUUAAGAUGAAAUUUAAAUCAAAUCUAAUAGAAAUAGUAAUCUUAAAGAUAAAUAUGAUGAACUUAUCUAAUAAAUCUUAGAUGAAGAAAGAGCUCUUAAAAAGGCUCAUAGAGAUCACAUUGAUGAUUUUAUUGAAUUGGUUAAUGAUGAAAUGAAAAUGUUAUAAACUGUUGAUCAACCUAAUUCAGAUAUUGAAGAAUAUGUUGAUGGUCUUGAUCAUGUAUUAAGAUUAAAAAUUGAAAAGAUUAUGAGGUAGAUUUAACAUUUUUAUUUCUUAGAUUGCGUAAAAAAUUGUAAUCAUUUAAAUAGCAUUUAAUGGAUGAAUAAGAUUUAGCUCAUUAAUGUCAGACUCAUUUCUAUCAGAAACCACACUAAAACUGAU
Messenger RNA from Paramecium sonneborni, 1557 nucleotides. Lineage: Eukaryota; Ciliophora; Oligohymenophorea; Peniculida; Parameciidae. The record is from the annotation of a GenBank genome assembly.